Molecule: messenger RNA, 2389 nt
Organism: Caenorhabditis elegans
Lineage: Eukaryota; Metazoa; Nematoda; Chromadorea; Rhabditida; Rhabditidae
Gene: gtnt-16
Product: Glycosyltransferase family 92 protein
Exons: 9
Coding region: 14-2197 (727 amino acids)
Cellular component (GO): membrane
Source: RefSeq, marked reviewed
GCUUCCCGGAAAAAUGGGUCGAGAUAUCUCCAAUACUCCGUUUGCGUGGCAGUCAAAAACGAACACACAAAACCGGUUUUUAAAAUUUUUACUUCUUGUCAUUAUAUUAUCAGCUCUAUCAUUUUAUAUUGGGUUCCCAGAUUCUAAAAGUGCAUCUCCUGUAUCAGAUAAGCAACAAUAUUCUGAUCAGCAAAAAGAAGUCGUCAAUUCCAAUUCUUCCAACACUGAAUCUAAAAAUGCUGGUUCUGAAAAUCCGGGAUCUUCUGAAACUUCAGCUGAUCAAACGGCAAAUGAACCGAAACCUGAUAAAGUUUCUGACGAUAAUGCAGGAUCAGCAGAAACUAUAGAAUCCAACGGUAUCGAAAAAAUCCCAAGUAACGAUACCAGCUCUCCAAUUUUUGAUAGUGCAGUAGUACCAUCUGGUCCAGCUCAAGAAGAGGACGAAGCUGUGGAAGAAGAGAAAAAAGUUGAGGAAGAGCAUGAGAAUCACGGAAACUCAGAGGAUGCAGAAGAAAAUAAAUCAGGCGAUGCUGUCACUACGACAACUGAACUUUCGAUGGAAGAUCGGGAAGGAAAUGAUGAUCCAAAAGAUGAAUCAGAAUCAGGUACCACUGUAUCAAAUAAUGAAGAAACAACUACGACUGAAAAUAAAGUUGCUGAUGAAGCUCCAAGCAAGGAAGCGGAAAGCAUCCAAGCUUCUCAAGACAGCGAUCACGUUGAGAAAGAAGGUGAAUCAGAAACAACGACUACGUCUGACGAAUCUGCAACUACCACAGAGAAAAAAACAAACGGAGCAGAACUUGUAGAAAAAUCCGAAACUGAAGAAAAGAAUGGUGACAGUUCAACUAAGAGUCCUGAAGUAACUUCUGAAAGUUCUGUAGAUACAACAACUAUUGAAGAACAACUGAAAAGCAAUAAUGAUGAAGAGAAGCAGGUAGAUGGAAAUGAGAAAGAAUCAACAUUCCGAGUACUCAACGAAGAUCACAAUGAAAAUGAAGAAAUUGGAGAAGGAACGAAAAAGGUGACAGAAGAGACUACUACUGUGGAGACAACUGAGAGGCAAAAUGUUGAUGAUACCACGGAAAACCAAACUACCCAAACGACUAGCUCAUCGUAUAAUGCGAAGGAAGAAAAGAAAAGCUACAGAAAGUGUAAAGUUGAAGAGUGGAACGACGUAACUACAGUUGAAGUUCCAAAUCAAUCAGUUCACAAAAAAUUACUUUUAGAUAUGGAUUCUGAGGAUGAAACUGAAAAUAUUCAGCAUAAACCCAGAAUAAUUUCAGCGUUUGCUUACAAGGACUCAAUUGCUGUAACACUUUCGGCUAAAAACUUUUCCAGUGAAACUGUGUACUGUCGUUAUCACGAUUGCUAUAAGAAAGGAAUGGGUGACCCAAAGCCUUCAUUUGUGUAUCCUGAAUCUACAGUGUACUGUCCUAGAAGAGCCGGAGCAAAAUAUAUUUCAAUAAGUGAAACACUUGACACCAUAGGUCAAUAUCCUGUUCAAAUCGUUAAACGACAGCGACCAGAGCACUUUUUGACAGUUUGCGUUCCUCUGAAUGAUGAAAAUGUGAACAUUCUUGAAGUGGCAAGAUUCAUUGAAUACUACAAACUACAAGGAGCCACUUUCUUUAAUGUGUAUUAUAAAAAUAUGAGUAAAUAUCAGACUAUGUUACUGGAGGAUUAUACAAAAACUGGAGAUGUUAAACUUGUGAAAGUUGGAAGUGAAUCGACAGAACAAAUUGAAGCAAAUGAUUGCCAACACCGAAGCAAAUAUUUCUCAAAAUGGACUGCAUUUUUGGCGCUCAAUGAUCGCCUGGAAGUUGGAGAUGGUGCAAAGGAAGGUACUACAAUUGCUUCUAAGAUAGAUUCUGUUGUGGAUUUCAAGUUGAAUGUUUUAAAGUACACAUCUCCGGAGACUGAUGAGAAAAUUAGAAUUGUUGUUCGUCCAGAUAAAAUUGUAUCCAUAAACCAACAUCCAAUUUUGGUGUAUUCUGAUGAUCAACCCCAGGAGGCAAUUGCAGAAUCUUCUGGACUUUUGAAAGAAUUUAUAAACUCCGACGACAAAUGGACACCAGAAAACCUAUCCGAGAAUAUCGAAGAUAAUGUUCCGCUCCGAGGUGAACUUCUGGAAAAUAUAUUGUCACGUACGAAGUUGGUGUACAGGACAAUGGAAGAGGAUUCUAAGAUGGAUGAAUAAAAGAUGUAUUUAUAUUAUUUGUUAAUUAAAAAAUCGGACUGAAAUUGUAAUUUAUUUUAUUUUAAGAAUUAAAGGUUGUUUUUAAUUUUCAGAUGACCAGAAAGUGGUCAAUUAAGUUAAUUGUUAAAUUAUUUAUGACACAUGAUACUACUUAAGUGAAUAACAUAUUGAAUAAGAAAGACAAUUCAGAAA